AUGUCGCAAGAUACAGGAUUGUUCAGUAUUAAACGUCCCCGGGAGGUAUGCAUUAUCUCACAACUGUCGCAAAAGAAUUUAGUCGCUGACAACAGGGCGAAGACUCUCGGAAGUGUACAGAACUACUCGUCUAUUCCUCAACCGGCAUCAGCCAUGAAGCGUACGAGCUCUAUCGGGUUCAACAACCCUCCUUUCACGUCGGGCCAUACUCGUUCAAAUUCCCUAUUGAACUCGGCAAGUCGACCGCAGCAACCAAAUUUUAUGCGCGCCUCUUCCGGUGGUCCGUAUGGCGCUGAAGCUGGUCUUUCCUCGGUUCGUCGAUCUGUGUCGAGUAAUAUGUUUCACGGUGCCAGUGCCGGUCGGCAGAGCUUCGCGCCAGGGUCCUUGCCGACAAAUUCCACAUCACAGAAUAUGCAGCGCAGGAGCAGCGUGUUCUCGCGCCCCUCGAUGGCCGGACCUAUGUCACACCAGUCAUUUUUCACCCAAGUCCCCUCGGCCGCUGGAGUGCCCAGGGACCCGCGACCACUCAGAGACCGAUCCUUCCAAGCGCGCAUUAGUCAGGAACUAUUGGAGUAUCUGACCAACAAUAAGUUUGAGUUGGAAAUGAAGCACUCUUUGGGCCAGAACACUCUUCGCUCGCCAACUCAGAAGGAUUUCAACUACAUUUUCCAGUGGCUCUACCAUCGCAUUGAUCCAGGUUACAGAUUUCAGAAGGCCAUGGAUGCGGAAGUCCCUCCGAUCCUCAAACAGCUGCGCUAUCCCUACGAAAAAGGGAUUACUAAAUCCCAGAUUGCGGCCGUGGGUGGUCAAAACUGGUCCACUUUCCUCGGUAUGCUGCAUUGGUUGAUGCAGUUGGCUCAGAUGAUGGACCGUUACCACGAGGGCGAAUAUGACGAGGCGUGCGCUGAAGCAGGUGUCGAUAUUAUUGGCGAUCGUAUUAUAUUUCGCUUCCUUACUGGGGCAUAUCACGACUGGCUGCAGGGGGGUGAGGAUGAAGAUGACGAAACUGCAGAGCAGCGAUUGGUGCCGCACAUCGAAAACAUGUCGCAGGAGUUUGCUCGCGGUAAUGAGCGAUAUGUACAGGAGAUGGAAGCAUUGGAGGCGGAAAACCAGGCUCUUCGUGAGCAGAUCGAUGAGCUAGAGAAGAAUGCGCCAGAUCUGGCUAAGCUCGAUAAGCACUUCCGGAUUUUGGAGGACGACAAACGAAAAUUCGAGGACUACAACCAGAACGUGCAAGGAAAGAUUGACAAGUACGAAACUCGAAACAACUUUCUUGAUGGCGAGAUCCAAAAAACCGAUGCGGAACUUCAGACCGCUGAAGCAGAGCGUGCCGAGCUCCAAGCCAGCGUCGACCGCCAGGGAAUUACCAUCCAAGAUAUUGAUCGCAUGAAUACGGAACGGGAGCGUCUUCAGAAAAGCCUAGAAGACACCAUGGCACGCUUGGAGGAAACCCAUGCCCGCGUCAUGGCGAAAGAGGCCGAGGCUAGUCAAAAACUCGAGGAUCUGGAGCAGAUUGUGAAGACAUACAACACUCUGGGAUACCAAAACAGCCUGAUUCCCGAAUCCGCCGAGAAUGCCAAGGGCCAAGACUAUGAGCUCAGUCUCAACGUCAAUGAGAACAACUUCUCAGCAAGCCAGAUCAGCGGUGCUCCUAAUCGAAUUUCCUCGGAGGGUGACCGUCUGUUGGCGGAGCCUUUUACCGGCUACCAUCCCGCGCACCUCUUGAAUCUAGACCUUCGAGGCUCUAUUCGGAAUAGCCUACAAUCUCUCCGAAAGGAGAUCAACGAACGAAGGAAGCGUGGCGUUGACGAGGAUCUGGAGCGCCGUAAUCUACUCGACAACAUUAAGGAGGCGAUGGAUGAAAAGCGAAGUGAGGUCGAGGCCCUCGACCACCGACGACGGGCAGCCGAGGAGGAGUGGGAACGCACGAAGGAAAUCACCACCACUCAGAAGCUGGCAUCAGACGCCCAAAUUGAGAAGAUGGAAAAGGAACUUGCCAAGAUGCGGGCGACGCUCAGCGACAGUGUACAAUUGAUGGAGCAGCGCGAGAUGAACACCAACAUUGAGUAUGAGCAACUGACUCUCCGGGCGAAUGCGCUCCGGGAGGAGCUACACACCAAUGUGGAGACGAUGCUUAACGAUGUCAUCCGAUUCAAGGUGCACGUUCAGAAGGGUUUGGAGGACUACGAGAGCUUUGUGGUUGACGAAGUGGAGCAGGAGCUGGGAGGUGAGAUCCCAGCCGAUGAGGAGGAGCUAUGA
This is a messenger RNA of Penicillium argentinense, 2259 nucleotides long. Its product is annotated as kinetochore-associated Ndc80 complex subunit NDC80. Bases 1 to 2259 code for a protein of 752 amino acids. The transcript has a single exon. The record is from RefSeq and is a predicted model, not a curated record. Gene Ontology annotation, cellular component: Ndc80 complex. Lineage: Eukaryota; Fungi; Ascomycota; Eurotiomycetes; Eurotiales; Aspergillaceae. Gene Ontology annotation, biological process: attachment of mitotic spindle microtubules to kinetochore.